This is a messenger RNA of Xyrauchen texanus (razorback sucker), 1858 nucleotides long. It is a transcript of the gene cdc42, whose product is annotated as cell division cycle 42. Lineage: Eukaryota; Metazoa; Chordata; Actinopteri; Cypriniformes; Catostomidae. Gene Ontology annotation, cellular component: dendritic spine. The transcript is spliced from 6 exons. Gene Ontology annotation, molecular function: GTPase activity; GTP binding. Gene Ontology annotation, biological process: small GTPase-mediated signal transduction; modification of synaptic structure. The coding region runs from base 109 to 684 and encodes 191 amino acids. The record is from RefSeq and is a predicted model, not a curated record.
AUACUGCAGGAAACCCCGAGCGCGCGGACCUGCCAACGCCCGGCGCAAAGAAACAAACAGAAAGGAUUCGAUCUUGAAUGAGAACAGUGGAUUUGUAAAAGCACAGCUAUGCAGACGAUCAAGUGCGUUGUUGUUGGCGAUGGUGCAGUCGGUAAAACCUGUCUAUUAAUCUCCUAUACAACUAAUAAAUUUCCUUCCGAAUAUGUACCAACGGUCUUUGAUAACUAUGCAGUUACGGUUAUGAUUGGUGGUGAGCCGUACACCCUUGGGCUGUUUGAUACUGCAGGUCAGGAAGAUUACGAUAGAUUACGACCCCUUAGCUACCCUCAAACAGAUGUUUUCUUGGUCUGUUUCUCAGUUGUAUCACCUUCUUCAUUUGAAAACGUCAAAGAAAAGUGGGUACCUGAGAUUACUCAUCACUGUCCAAAGACUCCCUUCCUGCUGGUGGGGACACAGAUUGAUCUGAGGGAUGAUCCCUCUACUAUUGAGAAGCUUGCCAAGAACAAACAGAAACCCAUCACCCCGGAGACCGCAGAAAAGCUGGCCCGCGAUCUGAAAGCUGUCAAAUAUGUGGAGUGCUCUGCUCUGACGCAGAAAGGACUAAAGAACGUAUUUGAUGAGGCGAUUUUGGCAGCCCUGGAGCCCCCUGAGCCCAAGAAGAAGCGCAAAUGCGUGCUGCUCUGAGCUCACCAUCUUUUCCCUUAUACCCCCACCCUGUCUCCAUUUUUUGCUCUAAGGCUGUGACACGGCUUUACACUCUAAAAGCUAUGUGUAAAAGAAGUGAGUUUCAAUAUUUUGCACUGCAAUAAAGAUAUAUAUAAGAGUUACCCACAAUACACAUGCACAUAUAUGCAUAAAAACACACAAACCACAAGCCCAUUAAUGUAAAAACCUAGAGGGCCAGGGGUCUUCUGUACUUCAUGGUGAGUUUUAAUAGAGAUGCUGCCUUGUCAUUUAAGUGGGUGAAUUUGAUAGUAACGCUUUGCAAGUUGCUCAAGUCUUAAUUGGGUUCAGGUCAUAUUUGUCUCCAUUGUGUUUCCAUUGGUCUGACCUGAACAGGGAAGAUAGCAGUCUAAACAAUUUAAGCGCUGAAUGACCAUUUGAAUGACGUGCACUUGAGUUGACCGUAAUCCCUACCCCCCACCCUUGAACAUCACCACCUGAAGUGCUUAGAAGUAAUAGCUCCUUUUUCUUUGCCAAUAUUCCCAAUUAAUAGGCAUUUGAGAUAAUAGCUCUAUGAAUGGUUUUCUGCGAUAAUGUUGACUCCUCACAAAAAUAUGUCCGUCUCAAGCAGGGAACUUUCUAACAGUGUUAGCAGAACAAGUGGCGUGUUAUAUUGCGUUGCUAGGGACCAUGGAAGUGUGUUUCCAGAUCUUGUGAUGCAUGUAGGUAAGCUUUCAGGUUCCUUUGGAUAGGUUAACAUUAUAAUAAUAAUAAUGUAAGCUGACAAAAGUUGUUGUAGGCUCCAGCAGUUUUUACCAAAUGUUUAUUUUUUUUUUUCUGUUUUUGUGUUUUCUUUUUUGUUUUCCAAAUUUUUGUUUUCUUUUAGUAAGGUUCAUUUCACUCUUUUCCUUCUUAGGGGCUGGAUCCCAGCAUUUCUUUGAUCCACCUGUACUUUUAAGAAAAAAACAAACUAGCAAUCCACUGAAGUAUAUGUAGUACUGCACAGAUGUUAAACCCUCAACAGAGCCAAGUUUAAUUGUGCAAUGCAGACAUAUAAAAGUUUGUUUUCCAGUAACCCAACAACAUUUUUGUUCAUUUGUGGUAUAAACCAAUCGCUCUGUAUGAAGUCUCUCCUUUGUACUGUAUAUGCAUUCUUUUGGAUAAAAAUAUUAAACUUAUACCUUAAUUGCCUUUA